This is a messenger RNA of Eupeodes corollae, 1508 nucleotides long. It is a transcript of the gene qkr58E-2, whose product is annotated as KH domain-containing, RNA-binding, signal transduction-associated protein 3. NCBI's taxonomy places the organism in Eukaryota, Metazoa, Arthropoda, Insecta, Diptera, Syrphidae. The record is from RefSeq and is a predicted model, not a curated record. Gene Ontology annotation, biological process: regulation of alternative mRNA splicing, via spliceosome. Gene Ontology annotation, cellular component: nucleus. Gene Ontology annotation, molecular function: mRNA binding. The transcript has 5 exons. The coding region runs from base 205 to 1071 and encodes 288 amino acids.
CUCAUUCGUAUCGUCGCCAUUGCAUUUCAUUCAGUAUCUGUUUCUUUAGGUAGUUUUCCAUUCGUGAAUCUUGAAUUUUUAUUUUUGAAAGCCAACAAAAGAAGAAAAGAAAAACUCCAUUAAAUUAUAUACUAUUAGCUAAUUUAUUACAUCAAAAAUUAAUCUUUGAAUUAAAUUCAAUUCAAUAAAAAAUCAAUUUCAAUCAUGAGUGAUAUGGAAGUCGAAGGAAAUGGCAUUGAAAUCGAUGACCACAAUGAGAAUGGCCGAGUCCGUCUGAAUGAAAUGGCCACAAAGUAUAUUCAGGAUUUGAUGGGCGAAAAGUCUCGAAUGGAAAAUCAAUAUCCACUUGCUCAAAAGCUUAUUGAUGACGCACUUGAGAAGGUUCAUACGACAGGAAGGAUACCAACACGUGAGCAGUACGCUGAUGUCUACCAGCAGAAGACAAUAAAACUUUCACAGAAAGUUCAUGUGCCCAUCAAGGACAAAAAGUUCAACUAUGUUGGCAAACUACUCGGACCAAAGGGAAAUUCUCUGCGCAGGUUGCAAGAGGAAACCCAAUGUAAAAUCGUAAUACUUGGCCGUUUCUCAAUGAAAGAUCGUGCUCGCGAAGAAGAACUUCGCAAUUCGACAGACACCAAAUAUGCCCACUUAAAUCUACCACUGCACGUGGAGAUCUCAACAAUAGCACCACCAGCUGAAGCCUAUGCCCGAGUUGCCUAUGCACUAGCCGAAAUACGAAAGUAUCUCAUCCCCGAUAAACAUGACGACAUCCGCCAAGAACAAUUACGCGAACUAAUGGAAGAUCCUGAGGCAGCGAAAAAAAUCGCGCAACGUGCCCAAUUGGCUGCUGCCAAUGUCAAACCACAAUACCAACAGCAGACAAUGCAUCAAAAUUACAAUAAGCCUCGGUAUAGCACUGAGAAUGGUUCAACAAGCGGUGGUGGUUAUCCAAAACAGCAACAGCCCCCUUCUCAAUUGCAGCAACCGUAUUAUGGUGGUGGUGGCUAUCAGCAGAAGACAUAUGCUUCAGCUAACUCGAGAAAUUACAAUCCGAACAAUAGACGUACAUAACGUAUAUGAUAAUAAAUAUAUUCUUAAACUAUGGAACAAAUAGAAUGAUGCAUUGGACAUACAAACAGAAAGGGCAAGCAAAGUGAAAUGAAUCAUCAUUCUUCGAUUAUGUUUAACAAUUUAAAACAAAAAAAUUAAAAAGGAAGCAGCGCAUAAAGAUAAGAAGACAAAUCCCAGCCUUCUAGAAGGUAAAUUCUACAGAGAAUUUAUUUUUUAAAUAUUUAAAAUCAACAAAUAACAUAUUUAUAUAAAAAUAAAGCAACAUUAUGGGAAACAAAAAUAACAAACAGAAGAAGAAGACAAGAGGAAGAAAAAUCUCCAGAUGAUGGUAUAAAAUAAAAAUUAACUCAUUAUAAACAUACAAAAUUAAUAACAUAACAGACUAUUCAUUGUAAAAUAAAAUGAAAGAAAAUAAAAAUGAUCUAUACAAUCACAAA